AUGGACGAAUCACCAUUAGCAUUUUUUAGUGAUCAAGCUAAAAAGUGUGUCAAUGAUAUUGAUACAGUUAAUGAAAUAAAUGGAUGUAUCAGCAAAAAGCGAACGACACCUGUUUUAUUCUUUAAAGGAAAAGGUCACGCUAGUGCUGAUGAACGUCAACAAUACUCAAAGGGUGUACACGUUAUAUUUUCACCAAAAGCAGUUAUUAAUGUGCCAUCAAUGAAUACAUUUAUUACAAAGUGGUGGAAAAUGGUUGUUGUAUCUGUUAUACCCAAAGGAUGCACACAAUAUUUGCAAGUUCUUGAUACAUCUGUUUUUAGUGUAUUUAAAAACCAGUAUCAAGCAGCUAUUGAUGAAUAUAUUGAUCGUUAUGGUUCAUUUAGUAAGAUGAAAUUGUCAGCUAGAGAACAACAAAGUAUAUGUGCUCGUUUCACUUGUGCAGCAUGA
Adineta steineri is the source of this 447-nucleotide messenger RNA. The record is from the annotation of a GenBank genome assembly. Lineage: Eukaryota; Metazoa; Rotifera; Eurotatoria; Adinetida; Adinetidae.